Molecule: messenger RNA, 1611 nt
Organism: Amphimedon queenslandica
Lineage: Eukaryota; Metazoa; Porifera; Demospongiae; Haplosclerida; Niphatidae
Product: glycerate kinase-like
Exons: 5
Coding region: 20-1552 (510 amino acids)
Biological process (GO): protein phosphorylation
Cellular component (GO): cytoplasm
Molecular function (GO): glycerate kinase activity
Source: RefSeq, a predicted model, not a curated record
AAGACGUGGCUUGUUAAAAAUGGCUUUCUCUUCUUCUCCACUGCAUAUUUUGCUCAGUAAAAUCUACACUGCUGGCGUUGAGGCUGUCAGACCUGCUUCAUUAGUUAGACAAGCUAUGAAAGUAGAUGCACUCAGCAGCACACUUCAUAUUGAUGGCAAGCAAUAUCAAUUGCAACAGAAUGUUCUUGUAGUUGGAUUUGGCAAGGCUGUAUUAGGCAUGACUGUAGCAUUGGAUUCACUACUAAAGGGUCACAUUAAGAGAGGAAUUGUUAGUGUCCCUCUUGGUACAACACUGCAAUACAGUACUGAAGCUCUUGUUGAUAGCAACAUAAAAGUUAUUGAAGGAGCUGCUUAUAAUUUACCAGAUCCACCAGCAGAGACUGCAGCUAGGGAAAUACUUCAGUUAGUUGGAGAAGCAAGCGAUGGAGACCUUGUGGUUGCUCUAGUUUCAGGAGGAGGAUCAGCUCUUUUACCAGUUCCAGGGAUUGGGAUUAGUCUUGAAGAUAAGAGGAAAACAAUAGAGUCCCUCUCUGCAGCUGGUGCUGCUAUAAAUGAGCUCAAUAUAAUCCGCCAGUGUCUCUCUCAAGUAAAGGGAGGGAAACUAGCAGCCAAAGCAUGUCCAGCUCAGAUGUUAGGACUAAUAUUAUCUGAUAUAGUAAAUGAUCCAUUGGAGUACAUUGCAAGUGGACCGACUAUUCCUCAGUUACCUGAUAAUACGUUGGCACUUAAGAUAAUCAAGAAAUACGAUAAAAUGGAGUCACUGCCUAAACCUGUGCUUAAUCAUCUCUCACAGCUGCACCUGAACUCUGCUGUUUCCGCUACUCCAAGCUCUGCUCAUGUUCACAAUGUAUUGAUUGGUAAUAAUUCAAUGGCCACAAGAGCAGCUGAGAAAGAAGCAAGGUCUCACGGCUGUGAUGUCGUGACAUGGUCGCAUGCAGUGCAAGGAGAAGCAAGAGACAUAGGCUAUUUUUAUGCAGAGAUAGCCUGUGACAUUAUGAAUAAGAAAAUAAAAGGAAUUGAUAUUACAGAGAGAAUAAAAACACUCACAAAUUCACUAUCACUUUCAGUACCUCAUGAGGAUAUUGAGAGACUUUAUAAUGAAGUACUAUCUUUUCAGCAUGAGUCUAGUAAUAGACUGUGCAUUAUUAGUGGGGGAGAGCCGACUGUUACGCUCCAUGGAAAUGGCAAAGGAGGAAGAAAUCAAGAACUAGCACUUUCUUUUGCUAAGCACAUACACCAUUUGAUGCAAAGAGAGCUUGAAAUCACAACCAAGCAGCAAGAAAAAGGAAAGCAGGAAGUGAAGGGAGGUAAAAGUAACGUGUUAUUUUGCUCAAUUGGUACCGAUGGACAGGAUGGCCCUACAGAUGCAGCUGGUGCUAUUGUUAAUGGCGAGAGUUGGAGUAAUGCUCUGCGGCAGGGCCUUGAUCCUGAUCGGUUUUUAAAAGAGAAUGAUUCAUAUUCAUUUUUCAGUACUGCUCAAGGUGCAUCUCAUGUCAAGCUUGGACUGACAGGCACAAACGUAAUGGACAUCCACAUUUUAUUAAUAGAAUAAUUUUUUAUUUUUAUGAUAAAUUUUGAUGAUAUUCACGAGUGCAUAUUUCAAAUUUUUUA